Molecule: messenger RNA, 8922 nt
Organism: Pelagomonas calceolata
Lineage: Eukaryota; Pelagophyceae; Pelagomonadales; Pelagomonadaceae
Source: the annotation of a GenBank genome assembly
GAUAUUGUGGUGGGCAACUACGCUACCCUUCAGCUGCGACCCUAGACGCCUCCUGAACCUUGCGGCGACCGCGGGGAAGUGAUGAUGAUGGUCUUAUUUGGAGAGCGGGUUUUGCUGCUUUUGGAAAAAAGACCAGCUGUCGGUCGCCGGCUAUAGCGCGGACCGCCGCUUGCCUGCAGUGCUCAAAACAAUGUUUCAGCACCGCCAAACGUCACAGAUGGCUUACGGCUAUCAAAGAUGGAGGACUAUCACAAACUCAAAGUUGUCUGCAAUUGCUUGUCGCCGCCAUGCCGCGGCGCCAUCGCGUGAAGCGCCGCCGCGAUGGGCCUAAACAGUGCGCCGAAGGAUUUAUUUCCUGAGAGGUGGCCUCACCGCGGGCUACUCAAGUCGGACGACGACGUCGCGUCGCGCGUCUUCGACCCCAGCAAUUGGCUAGCCGCUGCUCUCGAAGCGCCGUGCAGAGCUGUUAGGGAGCUCCCCCCGUCGUCGGCAUGCCGGCGAAAACAGCUACGCGACGACCUCUCGGCGGCCCUGGCUCUGAAGCGGACCCUCUACUACGACCCGUGGGCCGAAUACUACUGGUGUCUGUUAACGGAGAAGCUGGGGAGGAACCCAUUCUGCGUCGUCAUCGAUGGGCGACACGAGCUGCGGGACGGGAAGUUUCUGCCGCUGCGAGGCGCCCCGAGGUGCGCGCAGCGCCCCGGCCGCUUUAGCGCCCGCUCUCGAGGCCGUCAACGCCUCGCGCGGGCGAAGGCCGACGCCGCCGUCUGCGCCGCGAGGUGGGCAGCGGUCGCUCGCGCCGAGCGCCGGCUCGAAGAGAGGAACGCGGCUCUGGCCCGGACGCGCGCGGCUCGCGCCGCUUUGCCCGCCCCGCGGCUCGAACGGGUGUCUGACCCUUCGCGUCGCGGGGAUGGGAAGUCGAAAAGGCGCUCGCGGCAGAGAAGGGCGCGGGAAGCGGAGAAGGAGCUGCGGGCCCUCCUGCGCAAGGCGCAGCGCGUCGUCGUCGACGCGCAGAAGGCGGACCGAAAGGCGCGCGCCAAGGAAUGGCGCGAUGCUGAGGCCGACGCGAUUCGGAAGAAGCGCGCUGCGGCGGCGUGCAAGGGCUCGGUUGCUGCGGCUCGGCCCAAGAGAGCCGUCCGGCAGGCCGCGCCCGCCGAAGCUCAUGGGUCGCGCACCGCGUCGUCGUCGCCGCCGUUUGGCGCGGUCUGGGCGGCGCUGGCCGCGCUGUGGGCGUGCGCGACGACUACUGCUCCGGCGCGCUCGAGCGUCGCUGCCGGAAUUCGCGAGGCGGUCGGCGGCGGCGCUGGCGCGCCGUGUUUUAUUAGUGCGACGGGCAUUGAUGUCGCCCAGCCGCUCGUCGUGUGGAGUGGCGCCGCGGCCGCGGUUGUUCUGAGGUGGGCGGGCAACCUCGAGCAUUUUAUUGGUUUACGUCUCUUGAGGGUCGGCGGCUUCGUGGACGUGCCGCGUUUUAGUGUUAUGACGGGCGUGGCCGUCGGCCUACAGCUGACUGUGUGGGGAGACGCCGCGGAAGCUAUACUUGUGGUGAGGCGCGAGGUCCAUCGACGGCGUGUCGGUGGCAUAGGUAUCGCGGCGGUCGACGGCGCCGUCGACGUGUUGCGUUUGGAUAGUGGGAGGGGCGCGGGCGUCGGCCCGGUGCUUCUUAGGUGCGGCGGCGCCGCGGAAGCUAUACUUGUGGUGGGGAACGAGGUCCAUCGACGGCGUGUCGGUGGCAUAGGUAUCGCGGCGGUCGACGGCGCCGUCGACGUGUUGCGUUUGGAUAGUGGGAGGGGCGCGGGCGUCGGCCCGGUGCUUCUUAGGUGCGGCGGCGCCGCGGAAGCUAUACUUGUGGUGGGGAACGAGGUCCAUCGACGGCGUGUCGGUGGCAUAGGUAUCGCGGCGGUCGACGGCGCCGUCGACGUGUUGCGUUUGGAUAGUGGGAGGGGCGCGGGCGUCGGCCCGGUGCUUCUUAGGUGCGGCGGCGCCGCGGAAGCUAUACUUGUGGUGGGGAACGAGGUCCAUCGACGGCGUGUCGGUGGCAUAGGUAUCGCGGCGGUCGACGGCGCCGUCGACGUGUUGCGUUUGGAUAGUGGGAGGGCGCGGGCGUCGGCCCGGUGCUUUUAGGUGCGGCGGCGCCGCGGAAGCUAUACUUGUGGUGGGGAACGAGGUCCAUCGACGGCGUCGGUGGGUAGAUCGCGGCGGUCGACGGCGCCGUCGACGUGUUGCGUUUGGAUAGUGGGAGGGGCGCGGGCGUCGGCCCGGUGCUUUUAGGUGCGGCGGCGCCGCGGAAGCUAUACUUGUGGUGGGGCGAGGUCCAUCGACGGCGUGUCGGUGGCAUAGGGGUCGCGGCGGUCGACGGCGCCGUCGACGUGUUGCGUUUGGAUAGUGGGAGGGGCGCGGGCGUCGGCCCGGUGUUUAGGUGCGGCGGCGCCGCGGAAGCUAUACUUGUGGUGGGGAACGAGGUCCAUCGACGGCGUGUCGGUGGCAUAGGUAUCGCGGCGGUCGACGGCGCCGUCGACGUGUUGCGUUUGGAUAGUGGGAGGGGCGCGGGCGUCGGCCUAGGGCGCGUCGGGUACGGCGGCAUGCAGAUCUUCGUCAAGACCCUCACGGGCAAGACCAUCACGCUCGACGUCGAGCCGUCCGACACGAUCGACAGCGUGAAGCAGAAGAUCCAGGACAAGGAAGGCGUCCCGCCCGACCAGCAGCGCCUCAUCUUCGCCGGUAAACAGUUGGAGGAUGGCCGCACACUCUCGGACUACAACGUCCAGAAGGAGUCGACGCUGCACCUCGUGCUGCGCCUUCGCGCCGGUACACGGGACGAUGAUAGAGCCAUGGAGACUACGCCCACGGCGCCUCCGCCUACGCCCUCGACGGACGCGGCGCCGCCCGACUCGAUGGAGACGUCGCCGCCCGACGGCCAUCGCCCGUCGGACACGGACGACUCGCCGUCCGAGACGCAGUUCGACCAGGACGACGCCAUCAUGACGGACUCGGUCGCGCACGACGCCGGCGACGCGAACGGGACGACGGGCGACGCGUCCGACACGAUAGUGCUGCCGGCCGGCGCCGCGGGCAUCGACCGCUCGAGCGGCGCCCUCGCGCGCGCGGCGGAUCCCGUGCGGCGCGCGCGUGCGGCGGCCGCAGCCGCCCAAGCAACGGCCGUCCUGCCCGAUGAAGUCGGGCUGAGCCAGUACGAGCGCGAGCGGCACGGCCGCAUCGCCCGCAACGAGGCGUUCAUGCAGUCGCUCGGCCUCGGCGGAGGCCUCGCCGGCAAGCCAAAGGCGAAGCGGCGCCGGACCCGCGCGACGAAGGAGCCACAGGAAGCUACGAGGAAGUCGGCGCGCCUCGAGGAGGCCAAGGACAAGCUGGCCAAGGCCUUGGAAGAGGAGGCGGCGCAGGACGCCCUCGACGACGAGGUGGCGGCAUGCUCAAGAGCAGCGGCAGGCGGUGCCGCCCCUGCACAGCUGGACGGCACGCCCGAGGACGACGUGCCGGAGGAUUGGGAGCGAGAGAUCCCGGUCGAGGAUAUGGUCGAGGACGGCGACGACUCCGAUGGCUCCGACGACGAGCCCGAGGAGCCCGAGGAGGCCGACGAGUCCUCGGACGCCACCGGACGGCCACGCGAGGAGCCGGCAUCGCCCGAACUCACGCCAUCAACUACCCCGAAGCCGAGCGGCGCGGCUACUGGUACGAGAUCUGGCGCCGAGUCCGGCAAGAAGACCUGGAAGGAUAAGUGCGAGGCGUCGAAGCAGAAGCUGCAAGCGAAGGCGGAGCGAUGCGCAGCGCAACGCGACCAAAUUAGGAAGUGCCAGCAGAAUCUCGAGACCGCGCUGCGAAAGUGCGUCGACGACACGGGCAGUGCCGAGGCGCCUGACAACGGCGUCGCUCCCAUGGACGUCGACGCGCCGACGGCCACUACGGCGGAGACGUCGGGCGAGCCGCUCGCUGAUAGACGAGUUGCGAAUGACGUCGUGUCGAUAGGGGCGGCGGACCAGCGCGACGCCGAGCCCCUGGAACUUCCGGAACCCGGCGUUGGUGGCGAAGACAUCUGCAUGGUAGGGAUCACGUGCGUCUUCACCGGCACUUUUCCCGAAGCCGGCGGCGGCGAGGGUUUGAAUCUAGGGAAGGAUAGAGUGAAGGCGCUGGUCGAGGCCUUUAGUGGGAGAGUAGUGAGCGCGGUCUCAAGCAGGGUUCAGAUACUUGUCGUCGGCAAGGAGCCGGGCAUCAACAAGGUCAUCGAGGCACGGAAGAGGGGCAUCAAACUAAUGACGCUGCGCGAACUCGUCGAUCACAUCAAGAUCGGCGACUUUUCUAGCGAGGUGCGACCGUUCAUCAUCAACGGAAAGUUCUCGGAGGGCUGGGACGGCAACGCUGCGAAAAAUGCAAGUAAGGAGGAGCUGGACUUCGCGCGCGGCGUCGGCCCGAGCCCGUGGGGCGAGGUAUUGAGUGGUCCCAUUGCGUUAGAUGUUCGUGCGGUCGUGGAGCGGGCGUUUAAGUCUGGCCACGAGGAGGUGCUCGUCGAGGAGGGGGGUCGCGCAUUACUAGUGAGCCUCGUGGGCUGCGUCACCGAUCCCAAAAGGAAGAACAGCGUUCGAGUGCUGUUCGAGGUGUGCGCGAAGCCGAAGACGGACAAUGAAGUCGCGGAAGCGGAGGACGCGUACGUCGGGUACAACGUCGAGCUCCUGCGGAAGGACAAAGAAGGACACGGCGGUUCGGUGCUCAAGGGCAGCGGUGUGCCUCAUGUCUUAGUUCACGCAAAUUGGCCUCCGCCGCCCAUGGGUGGCUUCAAAACUGCUGGUGAGAUGCUGCGUUUCUGUGGUCUCGACGAACGUCACGCUGCGCGCUUCAACGAUGUAUUAUUACGAAGAGCUCGAGACGGCUGGAACAAUGUGAAUGGGGACGGCCGGAGACUCCCCUGUGUGACCUAUAAGACGCUCAUCGCGAUGGCGGCAGCCCUCGCCGGCGAGGUGAGCUCCGACCUGCCAUUCGAUGAGUGGCGUGUUGCUGCCGAGAAGGAGCUGAACGGCCGCGUCGUCCUGACCGACGCCGUCCACACCUGGAAAACGAACGACGCCGUUCACUACAACUUGUCGAACGGGCGGCGGAAGAAGCCCGAGCCCCGACACGCCGAGGCGGAACGGACUGCCUCUGCCACGGCGACUGCCUUGCACGAUGCGUUAUUCGCGCCGGGCCACGUGCGUGUGGUAAUCAUGACCGGCGAACGCCCGGGCCGGACGCUCCCAAAGCCGUAUGCUUUCAGGAUGGCCGACUGCACGGAGUCGAUCAACUCGGCGGUCAACUUUGUGCGGAUCCUGUGCGGUGCAAAUGCGGUCAAGUAUCCACUUGGCCUACCAAGCCAUCGAGCGACGCUUGGCUUUAGUAAAGAUGGCGUCGCGACGCUCUUCAUUGCGACCCCGCACCCGUGCACCAACACGCACGCCCAUUAUUACGUGGCGUUGAUGGUGCGGCUCUUCCUGCUCGGCGGCGGCAUCCCCGAGGGCGGCCUCAUCUCGUGCGAGGAGAGCGUUGCGGCCAAGUCGUUUUUGCAUGGGUACACUUUGGGCAACCCGUUCCCGAAGGGCAACGGCGGCGGCGUCGCGCUCGCGUCGACGCCCGAGGCGAAGGAGCGGGCGCGGGCGGUCCAGUUCAAGAAGGGCACCUCGCAAAUCAACGGCAUGGGCAAUUGCUUGUCUGAAGAAGCGCUGCGGAAUUGCCGGGAGAACAUGGUCAGAAGUGUCUUGGAGAAGGCCGAGGCCGAGGCCAAGAAAUCGGGCAAGUCCUUAGAUGAUGUGAUCGAUAGAAUCUUAUUAGAAAGAGCCACUGCCUGCGCUGCGGCGGCGGCGGCGAAGGCGCGCGAGCCCUUCGGUGCGUCGCUAUUUAUGGCCACGUACAAGGACAUGAUGGACACGGGGGUCGCGACGGUGCGGGAGCGCGCGCUGAAACGGCAGCAGGAGGAAGCCCGCGAAGCCGCCGUGAAGCUUGCGAAAACAACUGCAUCUCGUGCGUUAUCCAGAGCGAAGCAGGGUAAGCCCGGUGCCGUCGGUGAUCGCGUCUCAGUGGGUGGGCGGGCGGGCGUCGUCGCGGCGCUCCCCGAAGGAAGAGGAUCCCGGUGGAAGGUACGACUCGACGGCGAGGCCGAGGCGCGUAGCGUGAACAUAGGCCGGAUUGAAUUGUCCAGCAGAGAACACGCCAUCAAAACAGCACAAGACGCGUCUGACGCGGUCAAGGCCGCGGCACCCGACCUAGGUGAUGACGCCGCGUCUGUCGUCCGCGCCGAGCACGCCGUCCGUGCGGCGCAAGCCAAGCCCAUUGCCGACGACGUCGUCGCAGCGGCGAACGAGUGGAUUAAGGCUGCGCGCGCGGUCGUAGACGAAGUGGACUUGGCCGCAAAGCCCACCAAGCGUACUGAACGCAACGCUGCGGAGACCUUGUUCGCCGAGCGCGAGGGAGCAGUUAGGGAAGAGGGAGCUGCGCUCGAGCGCGUCGCGCGGGAGCGGAAGCGCGUCGAACUCGACGCGGCCUGGGCCCUGUUCGCAUCGGGUCGCGUCGCGGACGCCGCUGCUAGAGCCGCCGAGGCUGGCGGUCCAGCGGCGUCGGAAGACAUCAAGCGCUACUCGGACGCAGCGGACGAACUCAAGAGACUAGCUGACGCAGUCGUCGCCGAGAUGGACCAGACCGCCAAAGACGUCGCACGGGCUCGCCGCGACGACGCCAAGGUUCUCUAUCAGGAGCAGUUGAGCUGCGUGCUCGGGGCCGAGAAGAAGCGGAAGCGGGACGAGAAAGAAGAGAAGCGACGGGAACGCGACGCCAAGAAGGCCGAGGCCGACGCCGAGAAGAAGCGGAAGCGCGACGCCAAGAAGGCCGAGAAGAAGCGGAAGCGCGAGGAGGCCAAGGCCAACAACUCGCCACUAUCUCGCGAGGAGAAGGCGUUCAUCGUGGCGCAGCACGAGCUCGGCAAGGGUUUCUCGGAGAUCGCCGAGUUGAUGGUGAACCGGAGCCCUGACAAGGUGCGGGACUUCCACAGGCGAGCGAGGGAUGAAAAGACGCGCGCUGAGCGUAACCGGCGGGAGCGCGAACGGACCGCGGCAGCUGCUGGCCGUCCCGUGGGGCCGACGCGGUCGGCUGAUACAGUAAUUACGCGCAAUCCUCGCACGAGUAACCGGUCCGGCAUCAAGACACCGGAUACUUUUAGUGGUACGAGCUUCGACGAGGCGCGCCGCGUCCUGGAGGCGAGUGGCGCUACUUGGUCGGCGGUGGCUGCCGCAGCACUGUGGGUGCUCGACGCGCACGCGCGCGGUCCUAUCGAAGGCUUGGAUGUCCGGACUACGUUUCAUGCGGGGCCCGGCGACGACGUCUUCAUUAGGGACAGGGAACGGGGCAUCGUGUUCGACUCUACGUCGCGCGUUUUUGAGCCAAAUAAUUGGAAGAGCAAAGCAUGGGUUUUCCUCGCGGCGGACGCCGACCGCGGCGUCGCCGUCGUCUCGCUGCAGAAGGGCGACGGGCGCAGCGGCAUUGCCUGCGCAAUCGUACGCCGUCGCGCCGAGGAGUCCACGGACGGUCAGGUUCAGCUUGUGGUCGAGAAGUUGACGUGCUUAGUCGUCGUGCGGUCGCAGCAACGGGGACGAAGUGCGGCACCCGCGCCAGCACCAGUCGAGCGGCCGAUCCCGAUGCCGAGACGCGUGGCGGUGCCCGCGCCGGCGCCCGCCGCCGCCGCGGCGAUUGGCGAUACCAUCUGCCACAUGUCCCUCGUGUUUACUGUUGACGUCGUGCGCAAAGGUGUGUCCGAGGGUGUGUGGUGGAUCGAAAGACGGUGCAAGUCCCUACGCUACUACAUUUUCAAGGACCCGUCCAUCGGCGACUCGCAAAGCUUCCACCUAGAUGGAUGGUACGAGACCGAGAGCCACAUCUUGGUGGACAAGAUGUGGCUCUCCAUACGAGGCGACGUGGUCCGCGGCUACGGCUUUUCGCGGUCCGAGGCGUACGCUGUGGUCGGCGAUCACACCGACGACAGGCUGGAGCUGCGGAAGCUACGCGUCGCUGGCGUGACGGCCGCAUCCGAGCGGGGAGAGAUAGAAGCUGCUGCCAAGGCCGUCUGCGACGCGGCGCUCGCUGCCGGGGCGACCGCCGAGCCCGAGUCCGAGGAGGUCCCGGCGCCGGCGCCGGCGCCAAGCCAAGGCAUGCCCGACGCGCGGUCGACGCCGCCCCCGGACGCGCCGACCGGCCCCGAUGCAAAGCGGCACCAAGGCGACGCCGUCGAAUUAUGAUGAUUGAUUGGCUACGUACCGGUGUGCAAGGCGACGACGUCACACACGCGGCAGAGGAUUUGGAAAGUAUCCCACGGCUCAUGAUAAAACUGUUUGAGCGCUGCACCCCCGUGUAAAUAUACAUAUCCAGCCUAGUCCUCCAGAAGCGAGGCUUCGCAGACUCGUCUCGCUCGAGUCUCGCUCUCUAGUCUCGCUCCGGCCGCGGUGAGCGCCGCCCAGAAAUCUGGCCAGGGCGGUAGGCCGAGGCGCCCGCGGGGGGACGUCUAUGUGUCGAGCCCGGAGGUUUAGUAGUAAUUUGUCAAGCUGCUAGUGUCUCACGACCGCUAGCUUGUGGCCAAACCCAGGCCGACAAACUUGGCCGCCGACAAACGCACCCAACGCUCACAAAAGUAAAUCCCGCGUCCCAGACCCCCUUAAAAAAUCUGCGCCGAUCACAUACAACGCCCACUCGCCGAGAAAAUCCGCCGCGCGCUCGAAGACGUUAAAUUCACCCUGGAACAUGCCAGCAACCGAAGCUCGUGGCACGCAACGGGCGCCGGCGGCGCCACCAAGCCGCGCGCGGUUUGCGGCGCGCCGGCACGCGAGGCCGUGCGAACGACGGCGGCCGAAAACGCGCACAACACACAAGCCGGCCGCACGACGUUCUCGCGCGCAGGCACAC